AUGUUAGUGCUCGUGCUGUAUGGCACAUCACUACUGCGAAAGCUUGAUGAGUCUAGGCGAGAAGUUGAGCAAGAUAAAGACCGUAGGAAUCCGUCCCAAUCGUCACCACCAACUAAAUAUAUGACUAGAGAGAGGAAUGCCCCAAGCAAAGCGCACUACACAGGUCUACGCUACGUGUCUACGUCUCGGCGGAGUUACGACGUCACAAGACGCCCACACAUCCGCCGUAAUAGCACGGUUCACAACCAAGUGUGGCAAACGCCUGAAAGAAUUGACAGUGACACUGGAAGAUGCAUGUUUUCAUUUCAUGCCAAGAGACCAGCUGAUAAGCCCUGGCUCGCCACAGGGUAUAUAAAGAAUCUCAGGUCACAGAUAGAGAUUCUCGAAAUCACCAGAGUAAAGUAUGAGAUUCGUUGGAAGAACAAGCCAGGGCUAUAA
Messenger RNA from Leptosia nina, 438 nucleotides. NCBI's taxonomy places the organism in Eukaryota, Metazoa, Arthropoda, Insecta, Lepidoptera, Pieridae. The record is from the annotation of a GenBank genome assembly.